This is a messenger RNA of Rotaria socialis, 701 nucleotides long. The record is from the annotation of a GenBank genome assembly. Lineage: Eukaryota; Metazoa; Rotifera; Eurotatoria; Philodinida; Philodinidae.
AUGAAAGCAGUUUUUCCUACAGAAAAAGCUGUACAUGAUCAUUUUGAAGAUCUGCUUCGUAUUCUAUCUUAUGAGCCCUUAUAUGCACAAAUAAGAAUCAAACGCUCAAAUGAUGAAACAGUUCUAGUGGGCUCCAGUUUAAUAUAUUUUUUGUUCAUAGUACAAAUGAGAAAUAUGGAUUGGCUUUCUGAUUUAAAUACAACAUUAAAAAAUACUAUGGUAUCUAUAAUUGACGCCUCAAUUAAUGAUGAAGUGGCUAUGUGUUGUUAUGGUGUACUAUGCGAAAUCCUGACUGAUGAGGAAUCGAAAGAUUUAAGCAUAUCAGAUAAUAUUUGUAAUUAUUUUCUUCAAAUGCUCGAAGAUAUUUGGAAUAAAACGAAGAAGAAGUACGAACAUGUACCCAUAAUGAUGUUGCUCAAAGGUUUUCAAACGCUAUCAAAAAAUGACUCAAUGCAACAAGAGACUGCUGUCUCAAAUAGAAUACAUAUAUUUAUCGAAAUUUGCGAUGAAUAUCCAAUUGCAUACGAUGUAAUCUGGGCGCUAUCAUUCAAUAAAGAUAUUCAACAACAACUGCGUUCUGAUUCACCAUUUAUAUGUAAACUCACUCAACUAUCUCGACAACCAGAGAAUGAACAAAUGAGUAAAAUAAUUGAUGGAAUUCUAUGGAAUCUUGAAAUCAAUCACGAAAAUCGUUCAAUGAC